AUGGUAUCAGGAGCCAGAGAGCCAGAGGCCAAGGACCGGGCCUGCCGGAAGAAGACAAGUCCCACCCAGAGCCUCACACAGAGCCCCCACAGAGCCCCACACAGAGUCCCACACAGAGCCUCACACAGAGCCCCCACAGAGCCCCACACAGAGCCCCACAAAGAGCCUCACACAGAGCCCCACAAAGAGCCUCACACAGAGCCCCACAAAGAGCCUCACACAGAGCCCCACAAAGAGCCUCACACAGAGCCCCACAAAGAGCCCCACACAGAGUUCCACAAAGAGCCCCACACAGAGCCCCACACAGAGUUCCACAAAGAGCCUCACACAGAGCCCCACACAGAGUUCCACAAAGAGCCCCACACAGAGCCCCACACAGAGCCUCACACAGAGCCCCACAAAGAGCCUCACACAGAGCCCCACAAAGAGCCCCACACAGAGUUCCACAAAGAGCCCCACACAGAGCCCCACACAGAGUUCCACAAAGAGCCUCACACAGAGCCCCACACAGAGUUCCACAAAGAGCCCCACACAGAGCCCCACACAGAGCCUCACACAGAGCCCCACACAGAGUUCCACAAAGAGCCUCACACAGAGCCCCACACAGAGUUCCACAAAGAGCCCCACACAGAGCCCCACACAGAGCCUCACACAGAGCCCCACACAGAGUUCCACAAAGAGCCUCACACAGAGCCCCACACAGAGUUCCACAAAGAGCCUCACACAGAGCCCCACACUGAGUUCCACAAAGAGCCUCACACAGAGCCCCACACAGAGUUCCACAAAGAGCCUCACACAGAGCCCCACACAGAGCCCCACACAGAGUUCCACAAAGAGCCCCACACAGAGCCCCACACAGAGUUCCACAAAGAGCCUCACACAGAGCCCCACACAGAGUUCCACAAAGAGCCUCACACAGAGCCCCACACAGAGCCCCACACAGAGUUCCACAAAGAGCCCCACACAGAGCCCCACACAGAGCCCCACACAGAGCCCCACAAAGAGCCCCACACAGAGCCUCACACAGAGCCCCAGAGUAUUUUGAUGCCUGUUGGAGACUGGGACCAGGCCAGGAGAGGUUAG
Messenger RNA from Oncorhynchus gorbuscha (pink salmon), 1083 nucleotides. RefSeq lists its product as uncharacterized. The coding region runs from base 1 to 1083 and encodes 360 amino acids. The transcript has 2 exons. NCBI's taxonomy places the organism in Eukaryota, Metazoa, Chordata, Actinopteri, Salmoniformes, Salmonidae. The record is from RefSeq and is a predicted model, not a curated record.